AUGAGUGAGGAAGAGGAUUUUACAAAGCUUUCGUUAAAGCAGAGGCUAUCGCAUAAGUCAUGGAAAGCAAGACAAAGUGCUUAUCAGGAAUUGGGAUCUACGUUUGAGAAAUGCUCGUUGUUGAACAUUCCCAAUGAGGUUUCGGCGUAUUGGGAGUACCCGGAACAGUUCAGUAAGUUUAUUGUGGAUUCGAAUGUUGUAGCACAAGAAAGUGCGAUUGGGGCGCUACAUACUUUAUUGGGCUUUAUGGCUCAGAUGGCCGAUUCAUUACCGGAUACGUCAUUGCUACGAUCAGAGUGGAUACCUCCUUUGGUAGAGAAGGGAUUGAGUUCCUCUCGGGCUGGUACUAAGACGAAGUCGUUGGAAAGCAUAUUAUUUUUGGCAUCUUUUGACAACAGUAUUAGAUCUACGAUUGAGCUGAUGUUACCAUUCACCGCUAAUAAGCUGCCGAGAUUGGUGAGUAGUUUGAUGAAUGCGCUAGCGAAACUUGUGGAGUCGUUUGGAUUUAUAGGUGUGAAGAACGAUUUUUGGCCUGAGGUUUUGAACCCAUUGCCGAAGUUGGCUGGCCAUGCUGAUAGAAAUGUCAGAUCUGAGACUAUGAACUUCAUCCUAGAGAUCUACAAGUGGGUGGGGAAAGAAUUCUUGGAAAGUCUACUCUUAGAGAAGUUGAAGCCUAUCCAACAGAAGGAUUUGGACAAGCUUUUUGCUCAAUACGAUGGUACGAUACCUCCUGCGUCACAGCCUAGGCUAUUCCAUUGGCAGAUUCUUAUGCAGCAAGAAACCGCCGUUGCUGGGGUUGAUGGAGAUGGGGACACCUUAAUGGGCGACGCCUUUGCUAACAGUGGGAAAACCAUAUCACCAGUGGUGAUAGAUGGCUCCGCGACAGCUGUAGCUGACCCCUACGAUCUGUUACCUGUUGUCAGUAUUAUGAAAAACUUUCCUCCGGAUUUUGAAGCGCAGACGAAGUCCCCUAAAUGGAAGGACCGUGUCGAGGCGCUACAAAAGGUCUAUGACGAAAUACUAAAACCAGCCAAAAAAUUAGAUCAAUCGGAUGACUAUUCGUUAUACAUUCGCAUAUUGGUUCAGAUACUUGUAAAGGAUGCUAACUUGCAGGCUGCCACCACCGCUGCGAACUCUGUUGCACAUUUAGUGACAUGCUUAAGAGAAGGAAUUGCCCCAUACGCGCCUUCUGUAUUAGAUGCCCUUUUACAAAGAACAAAAGAGAAGAAACCGUCAGUUAGUGAGGCCGUAGGAGAAGCCCUAGAUCUAGUAUCAAAAUACCAUGGUGUAGAUAACUGUUUAGAAUGUGCGGUUGAAUACAUGAAUCACAAGAUUCCUCAGGUUAGGUUGGAAGCCACGAACUUUUUGACAAGGAUGCUACAAAAAGAAUGGCGGCAAACUAAAAGCAAGUUGAAAGAUGAGGCUAUUGUUAGAAUGUUGCCUGACAUUGUUCCAGCAAUUGUGAAGGUUGUAAAUGAUACCCAACCAUCUCUGAGGGACUCCGGGUUUGAAUGUUUUGCUACUAUGAUGAAGUUACUGGGAGAAAAGGAAUUUAGCGAUGCACUUGAGAAAGUAGGAAGUCAAAAGAAGAAAAAGAUAUAUGAGCAUUACGAAAAGGUUGUUCUUACCGCUCCUCCGGUGGUACCUGCCAUCACUAAUAAUCACCCUCCACCAUCCCAUGCGCAACAUGGUAGAACGGCUAAGCUCACUAACACCUCAACGACUAUGAAUCACGCUAAAUAUAAUCCCUUAGAGAAUCGUUCGUUAACACACCAAGAUUCUUCUCAGAAGCUGAAGUCUCCUUCUUCAUCUAUCCCGAUUAAGCGAGGCCCCAGUUCACCAUUAAAAGAUAAAAAUCAAUCUAAAGGAAAUGCCGGUGCAAAACCUCGCCUGGUGGGACGCUCUGCAAACCACCCUGCUCGAGGUACGCAAUUUACUUCGAGUUCGUUAGCCCCGCCUCAACCCGCCAAUUCACAAGUAUCAGCCGCAUCAGCCGCUUUAAUGACAGAAUUGGAGGAGCUAAGGAACCAGAAAGCAAAAUGGAACAAGGAACGUCAAGAAUUGGUAGCUAAACUGACCAGUUUCCAAACCCAAACUUCCCAAUUGAAUUCAGAAAACCAAAUGUUGCAGAAUCAAUUGAAUGAUUUUCAAAUGACAUUGAAUGAGAAAACCAUGACGCUUCGUUCCAAAGAUUUGCAGAUAACGAAGCUCAAAAAUCGUCUUGCCACUUUAGAGAGUGAAUUAGAUGCUAUGUUGACCGCCUCAAAUAUACCCAACACCCCAGCGAAAACUGUACUAGAAGGUAUACACUCAAUAUCACCAUCACGUAAUGGUAGCGUCAAUGGGGAGAGUGUCUAUGGCGACAUCAAUCAUAGUGAUCCAUGUAUUAGUAUCCAUCCACAUAAUCCUCAGCAAUCAAGGAAAACAUCUGGGGGAUCCCUACGUAUCAAUACCGGCUUGACGAGUAGGUUUUCUCCGUUAGCGUCAUCUAUACUGGUUGCAACAUCCAGUGAAUCUAACGAUGACUUACAAAGGCGCGUAAACUCUCUUCACAUAAUGGACACUUCGAAUGCUGUUGCGGGUAGCACACCCACUAAUGGUAGCAGCACUUCCUUCUUUAGUGAUGAGUCUUGGAAGCGUGCAGCCGAAGUUACAAACCAAUUGAAGGCCCGCAUUGAAAGAAUGAGAGCAAAAACGCGGGGUUUAAACUUGGACGCAGAUGAUGUCUAA
Messenger RNA from Eremothecium sinecaudum, 2730 nucleotides. It is a transcript of the gene STU2, whose product is annotated as Stu2p. Gene Ontology annotation, molecular function: microtubule plus end polymerase activity; microtubule plus-end binding. Lineage: Eukaryota; Fungi; Ascomycota; Saccharomycetes; Saccharomycetales; Saccharomycetaceae. Gene Ontology annotation, cellular component: centrosome; spindle pole; spindle pole body. The record is from RefSeq and is a predicted model, not a curated record. Gene Ontology annotation, biological process: establishment or maintenance of microtubule cytoskeleton polarity; mitotic spindle organization; microtubule polymerization. The transcript has a single exon. Bases 1 to 2730 code for a protein of 909 amino acids.